UAAGGCAAACGCAUGCGUCUGUUUGCAUUUACAGCUGUAAUGUAUUUGUUGUUGCUGCAUUCAACUAAAUUCAGCGGCAUUAAAAAAAAUUCGUUCUUCAAAGGUCCUGUGAAUGUUUUAAUCCGUGUUUACUUUUUUUUCUAAAGAAUAAAAAAAAUUGCCAGUCAUAUUAAUUACCAACAGCAAGAAUUUUAUGUGACCUGACCACAUAGAAGAUUUGGCAAUGUCAGUUUAAAAAAUUGGCAUUGAAAUUACGAAACAAAACAAAUACAAACUAAAUUCUAAUUAGCAUAUGUUAAAAUUACAAUACUAAUACUGACAAAUUUAAAAUUCGGAGAACAUUUUCAAUUUUACAUCUUAAAUGUUGACAAUGAUUUUCAUUCGUCAUCAAAACAAACGAUAACUGUUCAGCAGUGAUCUUUCACAAUUCUCCGAAAAAAAAAUUCAUUUGAAUUGCUUAUGUAUCUUCGAUCAUCAAUCGGUGAUUGUUGAUGUGUUUGUGGUAAAUUGAUUAUUGCUAUUCAUUUUUUUGGGUGAUCAAUUUUGGCGACAUUCAACACGUUUGUCUUUGUCAAAAGCUAGUUGGAGAAAAGUAAUGGUAGAUACAUUCGUACUUUAACGUUGUAUUAUUAUUGCAAUACAUCCAUCAGUAUUACCAGAUUUUUCUAAAAAUAAAAUUCAAAAGUGAUCGAUUAAUCGGGUAUUUUCAUUGUUGUAGUGGUUGUUAGCAAAAAAAAAAAAAAAAUCCAUCAAAAGAUGUCUACAUCGGCGGAUAGCAUUAUCAUUGAGCAGUCAUUACAUUCUGAAGAUGAUCAGGAAACAAUUUCUGCUGAAGAAUAUAUGCGUCGUGAAAAAGCAAUCAAAGGAACCGAUGAAAGAUUUUUAAAUGGUGAUAAUACUGAUGAAGAAGGUUGGAGAUCUGAAGCAUUGGCCGUAAUCGAUGAUAUUCAUACAUUCGUUAACUUGAUGUCCAUUUCAUCAACAUUACCAUGCGAUAAUAAUGGUAUAUACAUGAAUCUUGAAACAAAAGAAUCAAUUCGUUUAACUAUUGAAUUAAGUUCUGCCGGUUUUCGUAUAUGCGGCCGUGGUUUUGAUAUUAUAGACGAUUCAAAUGAAACAGAUUCUAUUGAAAUCACUAGCCCCUCAUCAUCACUGGUAGAUGAACCAGUUCGAAUAUCUUUGAAUAGCUAUUAUGAGACUCCAUAUUCAUUAUUAGAUACAAUAUCGCCAUCGUAUCGAAAUUCAUUCAGUAAUGAACUUGCACAACGUCUAAUGAAACUUUGUAAAUGAUAGCGAAUUUAACAAAAACAAACGAACCAGCGAUUUAUCAGAUUUUAUCUAGGCAACAUGCAUGCAUAAACAUAUAUUUUCACUCCUCACGGCAAAGUUAUCAUCAUUCAUAUUUUUUUUUUUUUUGCUGGCAGCUCUAAUUUAUUUUUAUUAUAUAUUGUUAUUGUUAUCGAACAUUUUAUUUUAUUUUGUUGUUUUAUCAUCCUCACAAUACACACAAAAACACUGAAGAUACUUAUACACAAUUUACAUCAUUAUCAUCAUCAUCAUUUAUUAUUAUAUUUUAAUGUUUCACACACACACACACACAAACAUAUCUGUCAAAUGCGUGUCUUAAGCAAUAUAUGUUUGUUUAAUAUAUCAAAAAUUGAACCACCAAUAUAUUGCAUAAAGAAAUCGACAAAAUCUUGAAUUUAUCAAAAAACAUACUGAACAAAUAAAUUCUUAUGACGACGACGACGAUGAUGAUGAUGACAAAAAACACAAGUCUAAGGAUAAUGAUUUUUUUACCUUUAUCCUUAUCGAUAAUACAAAUGGCAUAAUGUUUUAGC
Molecule: messenger RNA, 1841 nt
Organism: Dermatophagoides farinae (American house dust mite)
Lineage: Eukaryota; Metazoa; Arthropoda; Arachnida; Sarcoptiformes; Pyroglyphidae
Product: GSK3B-interacting protein
Biological process (GO): regulation of canonical Wnt signaling pathway
Cellular component (GO): cytoplasm
Molecular function (GO): protein kinase A binding; kinase regulator activity
Source: RefSeq, a predicted model, not a curated record